Molecule: messenger RNA, 1305 nt
Organism: Camponotus floridanus (Florida carpenter ant)
Lineage: Eukaryota; Metazoa; Arthropoda; Insecta; Hymenoptera; Formicidae
Product: odorant receptor Or2
Exons: 5
Coding region: 97-1305 (402 amino acids)
Biological process (GO): sensory perception of smell; detection of chemical stimulus involved in sensory perception of smell
Cellular component (GO): plasma membrane
Molecular function (GO): odorant binding; olfactory receptor activity
Source: RefSeq, a predicted model, not a curated record
UUUCUCUUCCGCUUUUAAAAGACGCAAGCGCACUGCCGUUACAUUUCCCGCUUCAUAUCAGUACGUUAAUCAGUUCCUUAGCAACAUUUGAAUCAAAUGGAUUAUCAAGCACAUACUAUUCAUAGAAACGACAUCAGACGCACCGUGCAAGUGACGCGUUAUGUUUUAAAUUUAAUUGGCGUAUGGCCAUCGCAGGACAAUUCGUCCGGUUUCAGGCUCGCCUGGAUAAAAAUGUUUAGAAUCCUAUGUCAGAUUCUACUGUACUUUAUCUUCGUGCCAGGAGUGCUGAAAAUGUUUCUCAAGGAGAGAAAUACGCGUCGUCGCCUUAAAAUGAUCGGUCCUAUGUGCAACUGUUUGAUGGCCGUGUUGAAGCACGCGGUGCUAAUUUGCCGAGGUGAUCGCAUCAAGGACUGCAUCAGGCACAUCGAGGAAGAUUGGAGGAAAUUAAAUCUGGCGGAAGAUCGUAGGAUUAUGAUGGGCAAUUCGAGAAUCGGCCGUAGUCUCGCGAUCCUCUGCGUAGCCUUCGUCUACGGCAGCGGAUUUUCGUAUCGCACAAUUAUGCCCUUGUCACGAGGAGUCAUCAUCACGCUACAAAAUGUAACGAUCAGGCCAAUGGGAUUCGACGGUUAUUACGUGUUCUUCGAUCCGCAAAAAACACCUGCUUACGAAAUCGUCUUCAUUAUUCAGUUUCUUUCUGGAUUCGUGCAGUACUCGGUAACCAGUGGUACCUGCAGUCUGGCAGCUCUUUUGGUACUGCACGCAUGUGGUCAAUUGAAAAUUCUUAUCGCCAGGAUGAAGAAUCUUACGCAGAUUAAACAGUUUUGCGACAAAAACGCUAAUCAGAAAUUGGCAGCUGUUGUGAAGCAACAUAUUAGAAUUAAGAGCUUUUUAAACAAAGUAGAAGAAAUUUUGCAAUAUACGUGUCUGAUAGAAGUAAUCGGAUGUACGUUCAUAUUGUGUCUUCUUGGAUAUUAUAUAAUAAUGGAGUGGGAAACUAAAAAUGCAGUAUCUAUGACGACAUAUACUAUACUUCUUUUAACAUUCAUCUUUAAUAUUUUCAUAUUGUGCUUUAUUGGCGAGCUACUCACGGACCAGAGCAUGAAAAUGUACGUUACUUCUUGUACUCUCGAUUGGUAUCGCAUCCCUCACAAAACUGCUCGUGGUCUCACUUUAAUGAUCGCGGUAUCUAGUGUACCUAUUAAAAUCACUGCGGGAAAAUUUAUGGAUCUAUCUCUCAAUAGUUUUGGUGCUAUCGUACGGACAUCAGUAGCAUAUCUUAAUAUAUUACGGACAACCAGCAUUUAA